Molecule: messenger RNA, 1709 nt
Organism: Pseudophryne corroboree (corroboree frog)
Lineage: Eukaryota; Metazoa; Chordata; Amphibia; Anura; Myobatrachidae
Product: DEP domain-containing mTOR-interacting protein-like
Exons: 10
Coding region: 329-1546 (405 amino acids)
Biological process (GO): intracellular signal transduction; negative regulation of TORC2 signaling; negative regulation of protein kinase activity
Molecular function (GO): protein binding
Source: RefSeq, a predicted model, not a curated record
GAUUAUCCUGGAAAUUUAACACUGUCAGGGCCACUUCACUCCAUUACAUAGCUGAGACUGGCAAGGCAGGUGCUGUCUCCUCUCCACUCUCCAGGUACCAGAUCAGGGCCGGUGAUACUAGGAGGCAGUAGAAUGUUCGCUCCACUGUGUCAGAUAUAGAGUAGAUGUUGUUGGUUUUUGUGUUUGUUUUUUUUGUUUAUUUUGGGGGACGACGACACAGGGACACUACCACGUCGUUAAAUUGUAAUUGAACAAGUGUGUGUAUGAGCAGGACUCUGACUAGUCCGCGCAUCUCCCCGGCGUAGAGGGCAGGCGUUACUUUUCCCCAAUGUCCCUCUUCCGUGCACUACCACAGGUGCCGGGCUGCGAGGACCGGGGGGAGCAGCUACUGCAGAAGAGAACCGAGGACUAUCAACGACAGGCGGAGAUCAGUCUGGCCGGGGAGCAGCUCAGGCUGCGAUUACACAAUGCUAAGCUGAUAAAGGACAGAUGCCACCACACAUUUACCUAUCCAAACUGCUUUGUGGCCAAGGAAUUAGUGGAUUGGUUGAUUGAGCACAAAGAGGCCUCGGAAAGAGAAACUGCUGUCAGCAUUAUGCAGACAUUUUUUGAGUGCAGUGUCAUUCAUCAUGUUUGUGAUGAACAUGCGGUCUUCAAAGAUGCCAAGCUGUUCUAUAGAUUUCGGAAUGAUGAUGGCACACUCUUCCCCAGCAGGCAGAUGAAGAUUGUCAUACGAAGCAAGCGAUUGUAUGAGAUGAUGAUCAGUCAAGAAGACCCCAUUCUUCAGUUGCGGGAGCAAGGUUCAGAGCGAUAUCUAAGAACGUUUCGGGGCUCCGAGAUGUUGGACUGGUUGGUGAAGCAUGGUCAAGUAGCCAAAAGGGAAGACGGGGAAAGGCUGUGCAAAGCAAUGUUAGAAUAUGGUAUAAUCCAGCAUGUAACUGGACGACAUUACUUCUCCGACUCAGAUCUGCUCUUUCAGUUCUGCAUUAAUUUUAGGCGCAGAAGAAAACUGAUAGAAGUCCUCAAUGAUUCAUCACCUUCAAUGGACCACACAAGAGAGUCACCUGAUAGCCCAUUCUGCCUACGCAAACUUAGCUCUGAGCUCCCCCAAGGCAGAUUUGUGUGUGCCAAUGAAUUGAGGUUUCAGCAUCCUCCAUUAUCAAAGCGAAGCAGCAAUUUUUGCAUUGGAACUGGUGCCAGUUACUGCUAUCCUCCACUCAAGCCUGUGAUGUCCCCUCCUUCAGUGCUUAAAAAGCCAGUGAUGAUAGACGAACUGUUGGCGCCAGAUUCACCAUACAUUCUGAAGACCCUUACUAUCAUAGGUGAUGAUGUAGGUUGGGGUUUUGUUGCCCGAGGAACAGGUCCAUGUCACAUUCAAGCGGUGGACCCUGGUGGACCAGCAGCUGCUGCUGGCAUGAAGAUCCGUCAGUUUAUAAAAUCUGUUAAUGGCAGCAAUAGCCUUGGUCUCCCUUACCAGACCAUCUACAAGCAGAUUGUGGCAGGUCCUCGCAAUCUCAUUCUUGAGGUUCUGGAGCCCCUUGACUGAUGUGAAAGGUUCCACCUACAAGUGUCUGUAAUAAGUGAUACUCUUAUGAGUAUGCAAGUUGCUUUGAUAAGCACCUCUGCUUUGUAUUAAAGAGAACGUUUCAAAUAUUUCACUUCCAUAUGACUAAUAAAAGUGAUAUUUAAGUCGUUAGCAAAGUUAUAAA